Messenger RNA from Diachasmimorpha longicaudata, 3304 nucleotides. RefSeq names its product Innexin 3 (gene Inx3). Bases 283 to 1473 code for a protein of 396 amino acids. Gene Ontology annotation, cellular component: plasma membrane; gap junction. The transcript has 5 exons. Gene Ontology annotation, molecular function: gap junction channel activity. Gene Ontology annotation, biological process: phototransduction. The record is from RefSeq and is a predicted model, not a curated record. Lineage: Eukaryota; Metazoa; Arthropoda; Insecta; Hymenoptera; Braconidae.
CGAGCGGUGAGUGAGUGAACCCCCGAGUCAGUCGCUAGCGAGUCGCACUGUCGGGGCCCUGAGUUGGCGCGACGCGCGUCCCGUACUUGUAAUAUUCAAUUAAAAAUCGGUUGAUUUGAGCUUAAAUAGAACAAAGCCCCAAAUACCGAGUGAAUAGUCAGUACCUGACAAUCGAUAAUUCGAUCAGUCGAUCGACGAAUCAGUGGAUUAAUUAAAAAGCUUCGGAACGAGUGUGAAACGAGGAUUGUUUCAUUGAGGAUUAGCCACUGAGGCACAUCCAGGAUGGCGGUGUUCGGUCUUGUAUCGGCCGUGGCCGGUUUCGUGAAAGUGCGGUAUCUCAUAGACAAGGCCAUUAUCGAUAAUAUAGUCUUUAGGGCGCACUACAGAAUUACAUCGGCCAUUCUGUUCGCCUGUUGCAUCAUCGUUACAGCCAACAACUUGAUCGGGGACCCAAUAAAUUGCAUAGCUGAUUCUGCAGUCCCUGGGCAUGUGAUAAACACCUUCUGUUGGAUAACCUACACCUACACCCUCCCUGCCAAUCAGAUGAAGCAAGUUGGAACCCAAGUUGCUCAUCCAGGACUUGGUACUGACACCGGCGAGAAGAAAUACCACUCGUAUUACCAGUGGGUACCGUUCAUGCUCUUCUUCCAAGGGCUACUGUUCUACGUACCCCACUGGAUGUGGAAGCAGUGGGAAGAGGGCAAAGUUAGGAUGAUCUCUGAAGGUAUGCGUGGGGCAAUGGUCGAAUCCAAGCAGGAGAGACAGGCCAAAGCCUCCAAGCUUGUUCAGUAUAUCAUGGACACACUUCAUCUGCACAAUAGUUAUGCUGCUGGGUACUUCUUCUGUGAGGCACUCAACUUCGUGAAUGUCGUUGGAAAUAUUUUCUUCGUCGAUACUUUCCUCGGCGGUGCGUUCUUGACUUAUGGAACCGAAGUGGUUAAAUUCAGUAACAUGAAUCAAGAGCAGCGAAGUGAUCCCAUGGUUGAGAUUUUUCCCAGAAUUACAAAGUGCACAUUCCACAAAUUUGGUGCAUCUGGAACCAUUCAGAAGCUCGAUGCACUUUGUGUUCUUGCAUUGAAUAUUCUCAAUGAGAAGAUAUAUAUUUUCCUGUGGUUCUGGUUUAUUCUACUUGCUGCCAUGUCUGGUCUGGCAUUGCUAUACAGUAUGGCUGUUGUUCUAUUGCCAAGCACGAGGGAGGCCAUUCUCAAGAAGAGAUUCAAGUUCAGCACGUCAUCCGGGGCCAGUUCACUCGUUAGAGAGACUCAGGUCGGUGAUUUCCUCCUCAUCCACCUUUUGGGUCAGAACUUGAACAUGAUGCUCUUCAGCGAGGUACUGGACGAGCUGUGCCGUCGUCUGCACGUCGGCUCGAGCAGUGGUGCUUCCCCAGCAUCAGUUCCAUCAGCCCCGAGUACCCUCGAGAUGUCACCGAUCUACCCGGAGAUCGAGAAGUACUCGAAAGAUACAGAAAUUUAAACCCUCAUAAGCCCUCCCCCUCAAUUAUCCUCCCCUUAUUUGUGAUAAACACGUUAGGGUGCCUUCGAAUGCAAUGAGGUUGCGCUAUCAACGUGAGUUGAAUCAAUAAUUAAUCAUUACUCUCCUCCCUCCCUGAUGAGAUUAACCGCUCAGUUCCUAGCGUAACCGAGAGUAUCUGAAACUCUUUCUUAUUCAAUUUUAUUAAUUACUUGACUUGCCAGGCCUAGAAAUUUCAACGGCAACAUUCAUAAUUUUUUUCUACGAUAUUUUUUUUUGUGUUCUCUAUUUUUUUUUCUCGUUACAAACGGUGCAAUGCUCGAAUGAUUUAAUAAAGUUGUAAAAUGAUAGAUGUGCAGGAUUUUUUCAACGUAAAUAAAAUAAAAAUAAAGUGCAAAUUUAUUGUCGAUUCGCUUUGGAUCAGUGGGCUGUGACUCAAUCGAUUCCUCAUGCAAAGCGAACAACUGAAUCCGAUGAACAAAAAUCGAAAUAAAAAUACCGCUAUCGAGCCUCUGCAUGAUUUUUUUUCUUAAAAAUAUGAAUGGAAUAAAUACCGGACAUACUCCAAUAUUUGCACGAAUAUUUUCAAAAAGUAUGAUUCUGCAAUUUUAAUAAUAUUUCUCACGCUUCAACCCCAUUUAUUCGAGGAUCUAUGAUUUACUGGUAAAAUUACAUAAAUAAAUGUCUCGCAUUGACAAAAAAUAAGCCAAUAAAUCUCCACUGAAAAUAUGAUAAACUAUUUGAGUGCAUGAUCCGUCCAGGGCGCCAUAAAACGUGUUCCAUAAACUUGUAAUCAUUGAAUUCCACGACAUAUUUUUAAUCGUAAUAAAUCGCUAAUCAUCGAUCAUUAGAGACUAGGAGUUAGUUGCUCAAUAAAGUAAAAAGACAAAGGUGCCAAGUGUUUUAAAAAAAAAAAUUAGUGAAGCUUAAGUUAUCGCUCCAUCUCAUUACCGUCCUUGAGUUAACUAUUAUCCUCAUUCAUUUAUUGCUCUCCCCCGUAACCUUAUUCAAAUGCCAAUAGAAAACUGGCGAUAUUGAAUAUCAUUGCGGUGAGUGUUUGCGAGUUGUGAUCGGAUUUGCCCCUGGACACUGUACUCUAUCAAACGGAAUUGAUGAUUCAAUGGAUAAUGAUCAGGAUUCGUCAGAUACUUUGAAUCAUCUAGCCCUCGAUGAUUUUAUCUUUUAAAUAAGGCUUAUUACUUCUUCAGUUCAGCAGCGAAGGUCUAAAAGUUUACUCAUAAUAAAAAAAAAUUACUCAUGGAAUAAUUCCACGUGAAAUUGUUGAUAAUUAUGGAAGUGGGUUACGAUUAUCUCAUUCAUGAGCUUCGAACAAUAAUAUUUUAGCAGAUGAGACAAUAAAAAAAAUCACUAAGAGAUUCUGAUCCAAUCGAGGGGAUCAUAAGAUUGUACUAAUGAUUUAGUCGCAUCGCUGCUGAUCUCAUUAUAACGUAUCGUUAAAUUAUCCAAAAAAAAAGCCUCUCAAACUCGAAUUGUCUACGAAGAGUGUGAAUUUCGUAGUUGAAUUGAAUUCAAAGAUGAAAGCUCUGAGACGAUGAAUUAACGAGGAUUUUAUAUAGACAAAUGGUUUAUCUUUCGAUUCAACUUGAAUAUGCAAUUCAUAGUUUAUUACUCGUAUUAUGACCAGCACGAGGUAGUCGUCUGGGUAGAAAUCGACGCAUGAAGCUAAGUGAUAUGUUCUAGGGACGAGAGUGAGUACGAAUUGAGUUAUUAGGUGGAACUGCCUUUUUUAGAUUUAUACUAAUAUGUUAAAGUAGAUAUUAAGAAUUUUGAGUGAUGAAAAUAUAGGAAUGUAAUGAAAUAUUUAAGGAUUAAA